AUGUCCACUUCAGCCGUUACAACACUCUUCCCCUCUUACAAUACGAACUUUUUGGAUGAAUUGAAAUAUUCGGAUGAAUAUUUGGAGGAUUCGGAUGAUUCGGGUGAUUCGGAUAGUAUGCCGCAAUCAUAUUUGAUACCAAAGUUGCAUGAAGAUGGACAUGAAAACUUCAACAAUGAGACAUCGGCUGAUGCUCAACUAUUUGUCGAGGAUCUUCCUGCUCCUUUCUGGAUACACAGGAAUUAUUUGGAACCACAAUCAACCUUCUUUAAAGACAAAUUUGAAGAGUAUAUUUCAGGAAAACCGAUGGAAAUUAAAGUCCCUUCGCCUGAAAACUUCGAACCCUUGUUGGAAUAUCUGUAUACUGGUGAUGGCGAUAAAUGGUAUGACAGCAUGAAUUUGGAUAAUUAUUAUGAAGUCUGGACCAAUGUAAACUUUCUUGGUCUCGGACAUGAAGCGAAUGCAAUUUGCAUGGCUUACUAUCAAAAUGUUGUACUUGAAAAUUAA
Molecule: messenger RNA, 507 nt
Organism: Funneliformis caledonium
Lineage: Eukaryota; Fungi; Glomeromycota; Glomeromycetes; Glomerales; Glomeraceae
Source: the annotation of a GenBank genome assembly